Messenger RNA from Penicillium bovifimosum, 1017 nucleotides. RefSeq lists its product as uncharacterized. Bases 1 to 1017 code for a protein of 338 amino acids. The record is from RefSeq and is a predicted model, not a curated record. The transcript has 2 exons. Lineage: Eukaryota; Fungi; Ascomycota; Eurotiomycetes; Eurotiales; Aspergillaceae.
AUGUUCCGACCACAAUUGAGACAGAUCUCUUUGCGCUGCGAACGGGCAAAACUGGGUCUUUCCACACCUGCUCGCCACUUCUCCUGCGCCCGUCCAGUGGCCGCAGAAGAACAGAAUCAGCCAUCCGACCAAAACAAAUCCAAUACUCGUCCUUCGACCACAUCCUCCCCCCGACCUCGCAAUGGCCCUCCAGCUCGCACCCAUCAACCCCGGUCUCGUCCUCCGCGGGUGAUUGAUGCACGCUCUUUUGCGGCGGCACGAGCUAGCGGUGGAGAGCAACCUAAGAUAAUUCGCAGCCCAAGAUUGCGCAACGUACGCAGUGGCAACCAACCCCAGAAUCGCAAGCCCAAACCGUCCGCCAAAGCGGGCAAGGGUAAACGAAAUGCCCGUUCGAGGAAUGCCAGAUCUCUCGAGAAUGAUGAUGGCGAAGAUGCCCAGGCGGCUGCCAUCGAUCAGAUUCAGCAAGAACAAAUCAUCAAGUCCCGGCCGACCCCCGUUCGCUAUGAGCCCCAGGAGAUCACCUACUCUCAUCUGAAAGAGACUUGGCCUUCAAUUCCUACGGACGUCAACUCUCGCUCGGCUGCCGUUUAUGAGAAGCUUUCCAGCCUGGGCGGUCGCAUCGCGAAUGGCUAUUUACCGCCUUACGAGCUUGGACGGCGUCUGUGGAAGGGCCAGAGCGUUCUGUUUAAUAGCGAGAAAGAGAAGGCUGAGGCUUUGGAAGAGACCAAGCGACUGGCUCAGCUUCGUGCGGACCGAAUUUCACAACGCAAGGGCGAUCUUGUGGAGCCUCGCAAUGUCGAAUUCAACUCCAUCGAUGCAGAGAGCACCAAAUCUCUGAUGGAAACAUUUGUUCAGGGAAAGUAUCCCACGUCCGUUGGUAAUGGGCAUGCUGUAUUGGAUGAGGUGACGAAGAACCUCAGGAACAAUGGGACCUUCCAAACAACCGGGAAGACCUCCCAGUUCAUGGCCAAGCUUGAAUCCCUUGUCUCUCCUGGCCGCACCUCCAAGAGUGCCUAG